Molecule: messenger RNA, 2292 nt
Organism: Darwinula stevensoni
Lineage: Eukaryota; Metazoa; Arthropoda; Ostracoda; Podocopida; Darwinulidae
Source: the annotation of a GenBank genome assembly
AUCUUCUGCAGGUGGGAUUGGGAAAGACCCACAACCCAGAUUUGAAAAGUGCCAAAAAUUUUCACCUGUUCUAUAUAGAUAGCUGGAUUCCAGUGACCUUUCUACAAAGUUAAUUUGGUUUUUUUAUGAGAAUGUUUCCCCUGUCACGCUUCGCAAGAACUGCCUUGCAGUCAUCAUUUAUUGCUGAACGACUUGUUCCACCCUCAUCCUCCAUCUGCAAUCAAUAUCUGCAAUACUCUACUGAGCCACAUGAACUUCCUGAUUACCUCCAUGGCAUUGAUGAAGCAGAGAAUCCUAGCUUUUUCCAUAUGGUGGAGUACUUCUUUCAUAAUGGUUGGAGAGUUGUAGAAGACAAGCUUGUGGAAGAGAUGAGUCCCAAAACUCCUGCUGCUGAGAGGAGAGAGAAAGUAAGAGGGAUUCUUGGCAUCAUCCAGCCUUGUCAUCAUGUCUUGGAGAUGUGUUUUCCUGUCAAGAGGGACAGUGGACAAUAUGAAAUGAUCACUGGAUAUCGAGCACAACAUAGUCAACAUCGAACCCCUUGCAAGGGAGGUAUACGAUAUUCGAUGGCUGUGAGCACAGAUGAGGUGAAGGCUCUGGCUUCCCUGAUGACAUACAAAUGUGCUGUUGUGGAUGUGCCAUUUGGAGGUGCCAAAGCAGGCCUCAAAAUUGAUCCCAAGUUAUUUUCUGAAGGAGAGCUUGAGCGAAUCACCAGGCGGUUUACCAUGGAAUUGUCUAAGAAGGGCUUCAUUGGACCUGGAAUAGAUGUACCUGCACCAGACAUGGGGACAGGUGAACGAGAAAUGUCAUGGAUCGCUGACACUUAUGCCAACACUAUUGGUCACUUGGAUAUCAAUGCUCAUGCAUGUGUGACGGGGAAACCUAUCAAUCAAGGAGGAAUCCAUGGUAGAAUAUCUGCAACAGGACGAGGUGUCUUCCACGGAUUGGAGAACUUCAUCAUGGAAGCCUCCUACAUGGGCCAAAUUGGGACCACACCUGGCUGGGGUGGCAAGACCUUUAUUGUUCAGGGAUUUGGAAAUGUAGGCCUUCACACUAUGAGGUACCUACAUAGGGCAGGUGCCACAUGCAUUGGUGUCAUUGAGUAUAACGGUGCUAUCUACAAUCCUCAGGGCAUUGAUCCCAAGGAGUUAGAAAACUAUCGGAUCGAAAACGGUACAAUUGUGGGAUUCCCAGGAGCCAAGCCAUAUGAACCAGCUGAUGAGCUCAUGUAUGAAGAAUGUGACAUCUUUGUCCCAGCUGCCAUAGAACAAGUCAUCACCAAGAAUAAUGCUCAUCGUCUCAAGUGCAAAAUAGUGGCUGAGGCAGCCAAUGGUCCAACCACUCCAGCUGCGGACAAGGUUCUUCUAAGUCGCAACAUUUUGGUCAUCCCUGACCUGUACAUUAAUGCUGGAGGUGUCACUGUCUCAUACUUUGAAUGGUUGAAGAACCUGAACCACGUGUCAUAUGGGCGAUUAACAUUCAAGUAUGAGCGGGAAUCCAACUACCAACUGCUUGAGUCUGUACAAGAGUCACUUGAGAGGAGAUUUGGGCGUGUGGGAGGUAGGAUUCCAAUUACUCCAUCUGAGAGCUUCCAGAAGAGAAUUUCUGGUGCCUCAGAGAAGGACAUAGUUCAUUCUGGCCUGGACUACACCAUGGAGAGGUCUGCUCGGGCCAUCAUGCGGACAGCCAUGAAGUACAACCUUGGUUUGGAUCUCCGCACAGCAUCCUUUGUCAAUUCCAUUGAGAAGAUCUUCAACACAUACAAGGAAGCUGGGCUCACCUUUUCAUAAUAUUUGCUGGUCUCUUUUGAGUCUAGGUUGCCUCGUAGAAUCGUACUGUUUCUCCCCUUGUCUCACAUCCUUUCAUUUUCUCAAAUGUCUCAUUUUCAUUUCUUUUUCUAUGGAAAGAUCUCAUGAGUAUCUGUGUGUUAUCUCCAGCAUCCUUUUACUGGAACCUGUCCCAAAAAAAGGAAAGGCUGGUGUUCUCAUGAAUGCAGAUUUUUAAUGCUUUCCUCCAGAAAUAAUCCAUGAAUCAUGAUAAUGUGGCCCUUUUUAGUUUCUACCCCAACCCCUCAUGUCUUUCUCCACUUAUCUACUUCUUAUUGGUAGAAAGUCUUUCAUUGCUUAUUUUUUCACUUGCUGGUUAUGUACAGUACCAUCCAUGGAGAGUUACCUGUCAUCUGGUUGAAUGUUAGGCCUGAAAAGUGGAUAUGCUAUGCUCAGUGGGCAAGUAUUUCUCUUGUUGAAUCUAACCCGAUGAAAUGGUCAAGUGCAAUAAAGUGAGAUUAUUCCAGUA